This is a messenger RNA of Miscanthus lutarioriparius, 507 nucleotides long. Lineage: Eukaryota; Viridiplantae; Streptophyta; Magnoliopsida; Poales; Poaceae. The record is from the annotation of a GenBank genome assembly.
AUGAUGAACAACCCAGAUGCGGCUGCUGGUCCGUGGUGGUGGUGCUGCGACGACGACAACGCCGGUGAGGCCACUGCCGCCGCCGCCGUGCCCACCACGGGCGAAUCCGGCAGCUUCUUCGCCGACGUGGUCGCGGACUACUCCACAGAUGAACUCUUUGAGCUGGUGUGGGAGCAAGGAGGACAAGACUGCGGCGGCGCAUCGGGGUCGAUGCAGCCGGCGGUUUCCUGCCUCUGGUCGCCGAAGUUCAGCAGCAAGCCGCCCGAUGUGCGGUUGGACCCACCGUCGGAGGACGAGAUGGCGGCAUGGCUCAGCGUCAUUGUCAAAGGCGAGGAACUUGCCUGCAACGACGAUGAUGAUGGCAGUCGCCGACCGACGACUGAUGAUGGUCGGGAUGUAGCGCCGGCGAAGGGGGACGUCGUCGACGACGGCGAUGGACAAGAAAGAAAAGAUCCUAACGACGACAUUGGAAGGGAUGAUGGGCAACAAGUUAAAGUUGGGGAUUGA